Molecule: messenger RNA, 900 nt
Organism: Rotaria sp. Silwood1
Lineage: Eukaryota; Metazoa; Rotifera; Eurotatoria; Philodinida; Philodinidae
Source: the annotation of a GenBank genome assembly
AUGUUUUUCUACUCGAGAUUAAUAUUCAUAAAUUUUACAAAUAAAAAGAAUGUUGUACAUUUAAUAAGAAAUUUAACAACUGAAUCUAUUCGUUUCGAUGCUUGUACAGGUUGUGAAAUACCUUGUAAAAACCAUGUUUCUUAUCCAUCUGCAAUAUUUAAAGAAAUUGAUCAAAGUGAUAUGAGAAAUUCUGUUGAAAAAUAUCGUCGUCAUUUAUGUAUUGGACAAUCUAUUUUACCUUCUCAAUGGCCAAAAGAUGUUAAAGAUUUACAAGGAAAUUAUAUAAAAAAAUUAACAAAAAUUUUACAAGAAAAUCAAAAUUCUAUUGAAUAUUCAAUUAAAUUAACGGCAACAUCGAUAGUUUCACAAAAUAAUUCAGAAGAAAUAGCUGAUUGGUAUUUAUUUCCCGAUCAAAUUAAAUUACAUAAUGUUCAUAUUAAACAAAUAAAAGAUAUUGUUCAAAAAUUAUUUGUUAAUGAUCAAUCAAUUAUUAAAAUAAAAGACAAAACAAAAACCAUUGAAGAACAACUUAAACAAAAUAAUCAUUUACCUGUAUUUUAUGAGAAUGUUAAAUGUGAAAAAUUACAUGGUCUGUGGAUACUUGUUUGUUGUCAUUAUCAACGUGAUCAACGAUGUGGAGUAAUUGGACCAAUUUUAGUUGAUGAAAUAGAAAAGUUUGUUCGUAAAACGAAUCGUACCGAUGAUGUUCAUUGCUUAAAAAUAAGUCAUGUCGGUGGACAUAGAUUUGCUGGUAAUGUAAUUAUUUAUCCAUCGGGUACAUGGUAUGGUCGAGUAUUGACAUGUCAUAUUCCAUUAUUAAUUGAUGCUUAUACAUCAUCAUCAACAGAUUUAAAAGACAAAUUAAAACCUCUUCUGCGUGGAUAUUUACAAACAAGUUGA